Gadus macrocephalus (Pacific cod) is the source of this 3445-nucleotide messenger RNA. Its product is annotated as zinc finger and BTB domain-containing protein 14. Gene Ontology annotation, cellular component: nucleus. The transcript has 2 exons. NCBI's taxonomy places the organism in Eukaryota, Metazoa, Chordata, Actinopteri, Gadiformes, Gadidae. Bases 464 to 1627 code for a protein of 387 amino acids. Gene Ontology annotation, molecular function: DNA-binding transcription factor activity, RNA polymerase II-specific; RNA polymerase II transcription regulatory region sequence-specific DNA binding. The record is from RefSeq and is a predicted model, not a curated record. Gene Ontology annotation, biological process: regulation of transcription by RNA polymerase II.
UAAACGACGUUUCUGUGAUGGUAUGACUUGUGAAUUACGUUAACCGCGUAGGGUUGUUCGUUUUUUUCUAGUGAAAAGCUGUUAUAGUGGUGAAUACUAUAGUAUAUGAGUUGAUAUAGUAGUGUAUUCUUAUUUGGUGAAUAUAGUGUAUUCUUGACAGGACACGUCUCAUUCAUCCAUCGCACCAGAGGGCGGUCUGCUGCAGGAGUCCGACUCUAUUCAAUAAUAUACACACAAUAAUUAUUUUCCAGAAUAACCUUUUCCUUUAAGUGCAAGCCUAGACAAAAUGGUCCACUAUUUACUGUUUCAGUUAUUUCUAAGAUAUAUUCAAAUGCACAUUUUGCUCUUUGGUUUUUACAAUACUAUAUUCCAUAUACGUGAGAUUAGAGAAGCGUAUAGUGCGAAUUAAAGCACUUUUGGUGAGCUAGGUUUAUGUAGGGGUUGUUUCUAGUUAGCAGCAACGAUGGCUGACUACAGCACUAGGGUGCUGACUUCUGAUUGGGUACAGAACGCUUACUCAAGUGAAGAUCUUCUGAGUGUGGAUGCUUCUGAGUGUCUACUUGGAGUAUGUGGGGUAGCAGACGAAGAGGAAUCCUCUUCAGCGAGUGUGGAGAAUGGAACCUGGGACCCCUUUGGAAUGGACCAGGUUAGGAUGAUCAGAAUAGAGGGCACGCAUCCAGAGUGGUGCCAGGAGGUGAGAGGCGAUGGCGUCGACCACGACACCGACAGGCUGGAGGCAGCGUACGCCCUGCCCUCGGAGGACCAGGGCACACACUUUAUGGGUGAGGGGAUGACCGUGGGAGACUCCAUGGAGGAGCCGGAGGAGCCCCUCGUAGGGUACGCCGACCUGGCGACGGAGGGGGACAGUUAUGAGUUCGUGUGUCCAACCGCAGAGGAGUCCAAGCCUCCCACAGGCAGGGAACACCUGCGACGGCCCUUGGCUAAAAAGAUCGGAAAGUACGGCGCGCCGUUGGGGCAGAGGCGACCGGACGCCGACAGCACGGCCUGUAACGACCUCCAAAGCUCACAGAGCCCGACCGGCGGCGGAGGGAUCACCAGCGAGGCGCACAGGACGGACCCGAGGACCAAGGCGGUGGUGUGCGGCCUGUGUCCGCCGCCGGGCAAGGUGUUUAAGAACAUGGCGGGCUUCUCCGUGCACCUGAAACAGCUGCACCACAACGGCUUGGGGAAGAGCUUCUUCUGCGGCAUGUGCCAGAAGCACUGCCGUAACCAGCUGGUCCUGGACGACCACAUAAGGCGGCACGCCAGCAAGGCGGCCGUCUUCCAGUGCCCCCUGUGCUCCUUCAAGGCCCCCGGCAAGAUCAGGAAGAGAGGGGUCAAGGGUCGCUUCGGGAUCAGGGUCCACUUUGAGAAGGAGCACCCGGGGAUCGUUCCCGAGUGCAAGAUCUGCGAGAAGGACUUCCGGAACUUGGACUCGUACCUGAAGGACCAGGUCAGGCACAUCGGGGUCACUCCGUUCUACUGCCCCGAGUGCCAGAUCUACGAGAUGACAGAGAGGGGCCUGCUGGUGCAUAUGAGGAACCACAACAAGGAGAAGGGGCGUGGGCAUGGGGAGAGGGAGGAGGUGGGAGAGGAAUCCCCCACAGGAGGCUUAGACUGUUACUGACAUUACAAUGUGAUGUUAGUGAGUCCCUCAGACCCAGGACAGACGCCAGUAGAUAUGCUCUGACAUCAUCUGUCCCUAUAGUAGGGCUGAACGAUUAAUCGAAUCGAGGAACUUAAUAAAUUAUAAAAAUCACACAUUAAAUCGCAAUCGCAAUAUUGGUACAAAUAAUUGCAAUUCGAUUAUUUCCCCAAAUCGUUCAGCCCCACCCAAUAGCCUUACAAAAGUGACUUUUCACUUUGGACUUUGCACUAUUAUUUAUUUACUGUCUUACAUACCUACCUACACACUUACUAUGUAUGUACUUAGUACAUACGUAAAAACAUACGUCCUAAUGCAACUGGUUCGGGUAAAUAAUGGUCCAUCAGUCAGCUGAAGCCAUAUCUUAAGGACAUACAUUUUGCACCUUUUAUUUCAUUUCAUCCUUUGUGUUGGCCCCUCAGAUAAACUUUGUUCCUAAUUCCUUUAGGUCUGUGGUUUUGUGGCGUCAAUGAUGCAGUCUGAGUGUUUUCAAUGGAGAUGUCCAUUACUGUUUGACCAGCUCAAGUUUAUUGACAAGUUGAUGUUUUUUCCACUCAGUUCUGUUGAGUGGUUUGGUUUUGUAAUUGUAACUUAUGGCGGUUGCCUGGUCGGUUUUCUAUGGUUCAUGUUUUUGAUAUGGGUUUGUACAUUCCAUUUAUUUUUCUUUAAGAUAGCACUUUGACUUUAGCACAUCACACUACAACGUUUUGUAAUGUAGUAUUGACAAUUUGGCCCUAAAACUAAAAUUAUAUUAAUGUUCAGCCCUAAUAUGACUGGACCAAGAAAAGGUGUACCGGAUGCAAGAGUUCAUCGUUCAAUUUCCAAGCUUAAAGCUAAUGGGAAUUGAACUUCUAAGUCGGGCAGGUGGAGACGAUGUAGGGAUUUAAUGUUGCCUUUUUCCCCUUAAGCUUCAUUGUACACAGCCCCUCAAACUUAAAAUAAUGUUUUUUUGUCCUUUGUCAUUUUGCACCUUUGAAGCCUUAAUAAAGGUUUGUUCAUAUUUAACUACAUAUAAAUAUUUCUGAAUGAUGAGAUGAAAUUACUUGACCAUUUAUACAUCUAUCAACUUCCUUCAGUGGUUAGCCGAAAUACAUUAGAUUUUCUGCCCAUUGUUAGCAUUCCACAUCCUUCUCCCACAAUAAUCACUUGAUAAAAUCGGUUAAUGCGUUAUUAUAACAUUAAUAACAGAACACCAUUCAGUGUUGGCACAGUGGAGGCUUGCUUGGGUCUUUCUCUUUUCUGGCCAGGUGGGAAAUCCUGGUUCCUGCUCAGGUCAUUCGGUGACGGCCAGAACAAUGGUAAUAUAAAAGCACUUGAACAAACUAUAUUUAUUGAUUUGUUCCUUGGAACCCAGGUUUAACGAAAAGGAAAAACAACUCCAAAACAACAUUUGAAGUGCAAAUUCAGAAGCACUCCUUAUAAGUGUGGGCCCUUUCAAGGCACAAGAUAUUUGAAAUUGAAUAAGCUGGUCAAUAAAACAACAUUUCCUAUUUUUUGUCAAAGACCUUUUUUUAUUUUCAAUACAAAGUCUGACUCUCACUGCAGAUAUAAAAAUGGAGAGUUCGACUAGCAGCAGGGCUAAAUAAAAUACACAAAGUGGUGUGGGAACCUCUGGAGGUCAAAUGAGCGAUGAAGGGGAACACAAGUUAGCCCCAAAGGGAGAAAAAGAAAUUCCUCUAUUCAUAGUCAACGAGAAAGAAAAAAAUCAUUCAACAAUCAUUACUUACACUCCUUCCCCAAAUAUGUACACUAAAUGAUGAUUGAGGUGAAGAUGCUAUGCACAUUAUAUACCCUAUUAUU